AUGCGCGGGUUCAUCCCCCUUCUUCUGGCUCUUUCUGCUUCUUAUACCACCGUCACUGCACUUCCCCAGCCUAGAAUCGUGCACCGCGAUGCUACAGCCAAACCCAAAUACUCAGUCGUUCCUUUAGAACCUGGCGACGAUGACCCCGCCUCAGGUGACCUUGGUGGAGGAAAUGGAGAUGGGCAUGGGAAUGGGGGCAGCAGUAAUGGGAGCGGUGGCGGUAGUAGUGACAACGACGGAGAUGGCGUCGUGACAGUUAUCCGAACAGUGACACGAAAGCCAGUCACAAAAAUUGUCACACAAACCGAAAAGCCCAGUAUCGUCACUGCUCCCGGAAAGACUGUCACCAAGGCAGUCCCUACUACCGUCUCGGUUAUCAACAUGGACGAUGAGCCAGUCACUGAGACGGUCACUGUCCCUCACCCCAGCUCAAAGCCCAAAGCACCGGAAAAGCCGACAACCACACAAGAGCCCGGUACUACUACCGACGAGCGAGAGCCGAUUGCCCAAGGUACAACUGAUCUAAGCUCGGCUGCCGCCCCAGGCGUGACAUCUCAACCUCAGCCCAUACCCCAACCUGAGCCUGAGCCCGAAUCACCUACCAACGUUGAGUCGCCUCAGACUACUGAAACAUCGCCAAUCACCUGCAUCACUGACUAUCCUCCACCCGUUGAGACAGUUGCUCAGCCUCCUCCCACUAUCGAAAGCCCAGCCCCGGUUUCGGAACCAACUACCCUCCUUACCCAGACAAGCGAGAGUGCUGGAGCUCCAGAACAAACUGAACGUCCUACACCGGACGCUCCAGUGGCGCCUAUUCCUUCACAGGGUACCUUUGCUGAAAGCCAUGCGACUCAGGAUCAGUCCUGGUCUACUGCCGCCGUACCUUAUGAGCCCCCUGUAGCGCCAACGACUUUGAUCAAAUUGACUACCACUACCACUUCAAUCACCGAAACUAGCACCCUUGAGUCAAGCUCUGCCUCAAAGACACACGAUAAUGGCGCAUGGCACACCUCCUACCCAGCCUGGAAUGGAACAGAACACCGCAAAUAUCAGACUUCAAAAUUCUUGACUUCACACUUUACAACAAUCAUGGAUUCUUCUAUGGGUCCCUUCAGCACCAAUGGCAACGAUAGUUCCGCCAAGUACAUUGUCGACAAGGCCGGCAGUCACGAUGAGGCGGUCAUCAUCGGAGGAGCCAUGAUCGGCUCUGUUUUCUUCGUCGCCAUCGUUGGAGUGGCUUGCAUGUUCUUCAAGGAGCGGUCUCGAAAGAUUAAGGACCAGCAGGCCGCGACCAAAACUGUCAGCGCCUCUGAGUAUGUCUGA
Molecule: messenger RNA, 1323 nt
Organism: Fusarium oxysporum Fo47
Lineage: Eukaryota; Fungi; Ascomycota; Sordariomycetes; Hypocreales; Nectriaceae
Exons: 2
Coding region: 1-1323 (440 amino acids)
Source: RefSeq, a predicted model, not a curated record